Molecule: messenger RNA, 5646 nt
Organism: Pedinophyceae sp. YPF-701
Lineage: Eukaryota; Viridiplantae; Chlorophyta; Pedinophyceae
Source: the annotation of a GenBank genome assembly
AUGACAGUUGCAGGCAACGGGAGCGAGGCGGAAUCACAGACGUCGCAAAGGGAGGGCGCGAGGGGCGCCGUCACAGCGGAUGGGCAGCGGGGAGCUACAGGUCACCACCGGGUGGACCCGCACAAGCUCCUGCGCAAGAUCACGUCGAAACGGGAGAUGUCCAAGCGAGAAAAGGAGAGGGAGAAGGAGCCGCGGCAGGCGCACGGCCGCGUGCAGGCCCCGCUUGAAGCCGCGCUUUCCGUUCCGUCGUCCAAAGCAGAGGACUUUUCGGCAGCCGCACUCUCAGAGAUCACGGCGCUGCUGCAGGCGCUGCUCGUGUACGUGCCCCCGUCUCUCAUCCCGCGCUUCGCGCAGGCCACGGAGGCCUGCCGCGCGCACGGCUUCGGGCAGGCGGUGGCGCUGGAGCCCGAGUGCAAGGUCUUCCAGGGUGCGGUGAUGGUGGUCGACGUGACGGGGUUCACGCGCCUGACGGAGAAGCUCUCGAAGAACGGCGGCGCGGGCGGCGAGCUGCUGAUCGCGUGCCUGAACGACCUCUUCGGCAAGGCGAUUUCGGUGGUCACCGGGUACCGCGGGGAGGUGAUCAAGUUCGCGGGGGACGCGAUGGUCGUGGCGUUCGCGCCGGAGGAGGGCGCGCAGAACAACCGCGACCAGGGGCUCAGCUCCGCGGUGGUGCGCGCGGUGUUCUGCGCGCACGAGCUCGCGCGGCGGCUGGGCACGGUGUACAUGAUGCCCACCGGGACGGUGGCGAAGCUGCGCCAGCGCGCCGAGCGGCACGUGGCCAUCGCGGACGACAGCGUCCUCGUCACGGCGCACUCGGCGCUCCCCGACAGCAUGAUGCUCAAGAGCAUGGUGCAGGGGCUAGGGUCCGCGCAGGGCCCGCAGACGGCGCAGAACUCCGGGCGGCGAGCGAGCAUGCAGAAGAGCCGGCUUGAUCUGAGGAGAAUGUCGAGGGACGUGCCGGGCGGCGCGGGCGGCCACCGGCAGGGGUCGGCCUCCAUAGGGCCGUCUCUCGCGGAGGUGCCCAGCCGCGGCACACUGCAACACGCCGGCUCCGGAAUAGCGGAGCCCCGCAGCAGGACGAGCAUGCACACACAAAGGAGCGCCUAUACUUGCAAGAGCGAAGACAGCAGGAGAGAGGGCGAGCAGGGCCAGAGCCUCGUGGAACAGCCCUCCAUGCUCUCAGCCCUGUUCAAACGCCCUGAGGCCUCGGCCGACGCCGAGACCAAGUCGAAAGGACUCUUCGGCAUCUUCCGGACGAAGUCGAACAAGGUCGCGCAGGCUCCCGUGCUUUCAAGCUUGGCGAACGGCAGCCCGAACACGUCGGCCCAUGCCAGCUCGCAGGGGAGGCAACCCAACGCGUCCGACUCCGGGCACGGCCGCUCGGGCGACCAGCAGGCGAAGCACUCCGUCCUCCGGCUCGUCAACGGCGCCCGCAAGUCGUCUUACGCGGAGACCGCCGCGCGGAACAGGUCGGGCCAGGUAGCCCCAGCGCCGGGCUCCGGACACGCGCAAUCGUCCGGCGUGCGCAGCGGCGAUGCACCGGAGGCUCGAGCGCAGCCGAGCGGCUACAACAAGCUGUCGAUGAAGCUGAUGGUGGGCUGCGGCGCGCUGUGCACCUACCACGUGGGUUCGCGCUACCACCACAGCGGGGGGUCGCGGUGGGAGGCGUUCCUGGCCGACGCGCCCGGCACGUUCGACGUCGACGACCUCGGCAGGCGGCGCGCGAUGCUGCAGGUCGCGAACAUUGAGGGGUCGGCCCAGGCGGAGAAGGUGGUGUUGUCGCAGGAGGUGGUGGACUGCGUGGGGUCCAUCUUGCGCACGGAGGAGUGCGGUAGCGGCGGAGCGCACAUGCUGCAGGAGACGCUGCUGGACUACCCGGCGGCGCUGCGCUCGUUCCUGCCCGCAGGCGUGCCCGCGGCGCCGCGCAACAUCAAGAUGGGGGCGCAGCUGCUGUCGGCGGCGCUGCACGACCUCGACAUCGCGCAGCUGGACGGGCUGCAGCGCACGCAGCUGGUCAACAUGGUCGGCGGGCACGUGCUGCCGUUCAUCCGCGAGCGGCUCGAGCACAACCAGGGAGAGUUUUUGUCCGAGGUCCGCGAGAUCACCACGCUCUUCCUGGGCUUCCCCGGCCUCACGCAGCCGUGGCCUGACGCGUCGUCGGCGCUCGGCGCCGUCCAGCUGCACUUCAAGGUGGUCAGGGACGCGAUGGCGAAGCACAACGGCGACCUGCUGCAGAUCCGGUGCGACGAGAAGGGCUAUCUCUGCAUCUGCGCCUUCGGGCUGCCUGGGCGCGCGCGCCCGACGGACGCGAGCCGCGCCGUGCGGGCCGCGUGGGAGAUCCGCAGGAAGAUGAAGGAGGAGGGCUUCCUGACGGUCGCGGGGAUGAGCCGCGGGGAGCUGCUCUGCGGGCGCGUGGGCAGCCGAUGGCGCUGCGAGUACACCGUGUUCGGGAACGCCAUCAACCUCUCGGCCCGGCUGAUGUGCCGCGCGAAGAAGAGCGGCGCGGACCAGAUCAUGUGCUGCAGUGCGCUCGCGGAGGGCGCGCGCGACACGGGCGCGUUCCAGCCCCUGGGCGAGAUCGAGGUCAAGGGGCGCACGGAGCCCAUCCCGAUCUUCGAGCUCGUCGGCGUCAAGGGCACCGAGGAGGAAGACACAGCGGGCGUGCAGACCAAGGCGCAGGGCCGCGAGGGGUGGUUCGCGCCGUCGACGCCGCUGUUUGGGCGCGAGGGCGUCAAGGACCGGCUGCAGCAGCUGCUGCAGCAGCACGUCGGAGGCACGGGGGGACACACGGUCAUCAUCGAGGCGGAGAAGGGCGCCGGGAAGACGGCAAUCCUCAACUUUGCGCUCCGAGAGGCCACGGAGCAGGGCUCCAUUUGCACGUGCGAGGAGCGGCCCAACGGCAAGCACGAGCAUUGCCCGAUGCACAAGACCGACGCCAUCAUACCAGGGGAACCGCGACGCAGCAUGGACGGCCGCGAAAUCGCGUUCCUCGCCCGCACGUCCGUGGAGCCGCUUUCUCGUGGCACUCUGCUCGGGCCCUGGGUCCGCCUGCUCGCGCAGCUCUUCGCGAGGCUCCGCUGCAUACCUCGUCUGGACCAGGACCGCUUCAGCCGGUGGGCCGCGAUCCACCUCCACGAGCAGGCGGAGACGGUGGGACUGCUGACCUCCACGCUCGGCAUCCCCCCGUCGCAGCUUCCCUUCGCCCUACCGAAGCCGCACCAGGAGGUCCCGGAGACGCCGAAGAACACCAAGGUCAAGACGCUGCGCGUGCCGCGGGCGACGCGCACGAUGUCGCGCGUCAACCUGCACCGCGAGCGCAGCGCGGCCAUGAUGAUGAAGGCCGCCUCCACGCUCGGGAAGAACCGCGGCGAGCCCGACGCCGGCCUCGGCGGGGUGCCCGAGCUGCAGACGCUGGACGAUGCCCCGUCGCCGGGCGGCAACGUCGGGGUGACGGAUGCCGCGGAGCUCAACAAGCAGGCGAGCAUGCUGCGGGCGCUGUCCUCCAUGGCGGACCCGCGCAGCCCCACGCGCGCGGGCGAGGCGGACACGCUUGCGCCCGUGCUGACGGGGAUGGCCACGCUAGCCCGGCCGCUGCCGAAGAGCGAGGCGGAGGAGACGGCGCUGGUGUCGCUGAUGGCACAGAUCCUGCAGGGCAUCGCGGAGACGUGCGGGAGCGUGGUGCUCGUGAUCGACGACGCGCAUCUCAUGGACGACUCGUCCUGGCAGCUCCUGCAGCGCAUCACCUCGCUCGGCAAGCAGGGCCCGCUGACGAUCCUGAGCAUUGACCCGGACUUCAUCGCGCAGGCGCAGCUCGACGUGCAGUACGCCGUGCUGAAGCGCCGCCCGGACUCGCACGUCGUGCAGCUCGAGCCCCUCACGCGGCAGCAAGUGUACGAGCUCGCGGAGUUCCUGUGCGGCCCGAACAGUCCCGUGCUGUCCCACGUGGACGCCGUGCACGCGCGCGCCGGCGGCCACCCGCUGCUGACGGAGCAGCUCGUGCGAUACCUGCACGUCCUGGGCCGCAACGACGAGGCCGCGGUGCUCCGCGCGGUCACGGGCCUCCCGGCGGACCUGCGCGGGGAGGACCUGAUGCUGUCGGUGAUCACGCAGCGCCUCGACCUGCUGCCGGCGUCGGUGCAGCUGUCGAUCAAGGUCGCGAGCGUCGUGGGCGAGGUGUUCCCGCUGUCGGUCGUGCAGCGCGUGCACCCGAUCCGCCUGUCCGAGGAGCAGCUCCUGGCAGACCUGACGCACCUCACCGAGGCAGGCAUCGUGCACCCGCUCGACCCGGCGCUGAGCGGCACCGCGCAGUGGGGCGUCCUCGACGGCACGGUGCUCGUGCCGCAGGACGGCUCCGCGGGCACGAUGCUCGGCGAGGGGGGCUCCAAGUGCUUCCGGUUCUCCACGCACCUGUCGCGCCAGGUGGCCUACAGCCUCAUCCCGGUGUCGCAGCAGGCGCGCAUCCACGCGGACGUGGCGCACGUCAUGCAGGAGAGCGGCGGCGUGCCGCCCUCGGUCGUCGCGCACCAUCUCUCGCGCUCCCUCGAAUGGAUGUCGGCCUCCCUGGCCGAGCGACUCGAGAACGCCGUGCUGCUCUGGGAGCAGGCCGCGCUGCUCGCGCUCGCCGCCGGCGCGCACGCCGAGACGCUGCGCUUCCUCGGCCGCGCCGAGGCCGUCGCGGCGCUCCCGGUCGUCCCCGUGGCCGCCCCGGACCUCUUCCGCACCUCGUUUGGGGACUCGGAGCUCUCCGACGAGGGCGGGGAGCCCCCCGUCACCCCGCGCCGACCCUCGCGGCACCGCGACACGCGCUCGUUCACGUCGAGCCACUACGCUCGCUCGCUCUCGCGCGGGCAGCGCUCGCUCUCGCGCUCCCGCGGGAGGCGGACGGCGGGCGAGGGCGCGGAGGAGCACGUGUUCAAGGUGACGCCGGCGCGGCUGCUGCUGUGGAGCCAGAUGGCCGCGCGUGCGAACCUGGGCGUGCGCAACAUCGACGGCGCGGAGGCCGCGCUGAUCCUGGGCCUGGAUGCCGCGGGCAUCGAGCUCGAGGUGCCGCGGCUGGGGCUGCGGGGCCUGCUGCUGUGCUGCGGGGGCGGGCGGCAGCCGGUGCGCGCGGUGUACUCGCGCGAGGCGGCGGCGGAGGCGAUGAUGCUGGACAAGCACGACGAGCUGCGCGCGGAGCAGCAGAGGAGCACGCUGGGCGCCACCAUGCAGUUGGACGUCAUGCGGGCGCGCUGCAAGGCGGCGCAGCUCGCGGAGCUGCUCGUCGGCACCAGCGAGCUGCUCUACGUCGCGGCCACCACGGAGAUGCCCUUCGACGGCGACAUGCUGCAGGUCGUCGAGGCAGUGGCGGAGCUGGUGCUGACCGACCUCUCCCCGAGGGGGCAGCUGUCCGAGAGCGGUGCGGACGUGGCCCCGCUCGACGGUGCCGAAAUCACGGAGCGCGCGGCCGAGGUGCGGGACGCCGCGCACAGGCUGCUGCGGGCCGGGAAGCGCGCAAACAUGCGCGACGUGUGGAGGCCGGAGCAGGACCACCUGCUCACGAUGGCCAUGGAUCGCGUGGGGCAGUCCCGGCCGGAUUCGCCCGCGGAGCUGGGCCGCAAGGCGACGGGGGGCCAAGACAAGUCGCUCCUGGGCCAGGAUGUCGAGUGA